AAAUUGUUAAUUUGGGAAUGCAAAUCACUUUGGUGGAAAAUUACACUCCAAUUUUCUUGUUGACUCAAAAGAAAGAUCAUUGGCAGUCACUUCUGUAGAAAAUUAUAUUACGAACACUCCAACCAAUUGGUUAAUGGCAGUAAACUAGCAAUUUCUUCAAGUGUUGAUAAUAUAAUUUUAUGUUUGAGAAACUGAAUCUUUUACUUUCUAUAUGCUUAAUAUCUCAGUUGGACGUCCAAUAUCUUCAUCCUCAUGCUGCCAUUGAUUCUAGCAUUGGCCUGAAUCCAUCUCCCCUGUUGGAAUUUUCAGCAACAAUCAGCAGCUACGAACUUUAUUUGGGUGGUGAAGAUGGAUUUGAUACAGCUUCUGCUUCUUUUACCAAGUACACUGCUGGGAUCAACUUGAACAGGCCAGAUUUUUCUGCUGCCCUUUUGCUGACUGAUAAAGGACAGGCAUUGAAGGCAUCAUAUAUCCAUUCUGUCAAUCCCUUCACUUCUGUUGCUGCUGAAAUGGCUCAUAGAUUUUCUACCUAUGAAAACACUUUCACAAUUGGAAGUUUUCAUGCUGACCCUUUUACGGUGGUAAAAACGCGGUUCUCUGACAAUGGGAAGGUUGCAAUGCCCUGCCAACGGGAAUGGAGGCCGAAGUCACAAUUAACGUUUUCGGCAGAAUAUGAUUCGAAGGCCAUGAAGGCAUCCCCUAAGAUGGGGCUUGCCCUUACUCUCAAGCCUUGAUUGUAAAGAUCUCAUUCCGUAAUUUUAAAUUUUGAUAUGUUUUUUUCCUCGAACCCUUGUGGGAGUUGUCAUUCACUCAGAUUAUUUUGUAGCUGAGGAUUAUAAAAGCAAAAUGUUCAGAUAAAGAGCUGAUGAAUGUUUUCACCACAACAUUGGUGUGGGGGAAUUGAACCCAAAUUUUAUAAUGAUAACAGCACAGCAGUUUUUCUUGC
Hibiscus syriacus is the source of this 946-nucleotide messenger RNA. RefSeq names its product mitochondrial outer membrane protein porin 4-like. The record is from RefSeq and is a predicted model, not a curated record. The transcript has 2 exons. Gene Ontology annotation, biological process: monoatomic anion transmembrane transport. Bases 180 to 734 code for a protein of 184 amino acids. Gene Ontology annotation, cellular component: mitochondrial outer membrane. Gene Ontology annotation, molecular function: voltage-gated monoatomic anion channel activity. Lineage: Eukaryota; Viridiplantae; Streptophyta; Magnoliopsida; Malvales; Malvaceae.